Molecule: messenger RNA, 1194 nt
Organism: Entamoeba histolytica HM-1:IMSS
Lineage: Eukaryota; Evosea; Mastigamoebida; Endamoebidae
Exons: 2
Coding region: 1-1194 (397 amino acids)
Source: RefSeq, a predicted model, not a curated record
AUGAGUGUGGCAAAUAACUUAUGUUCAUCAUUAUCAAAUAGUGCUAAAGAUAUUGACUCUUUUUCAAUGAAACCAUUUAGGUCUUUAUCUUCAAGAGAAGGAAUUAUUACUACAACACGAUUAAAUAAUUUAGUUUCUCCACCACCAAGAUCACAAAUCACUAUUACUCCAAGAAAGUCACCUGAACAAUUUUUAAGGUCAAGUCUAUUUGAUGAAAGUCCUUCAUUAUUAUUUUGUUAUUGUGAUAAACUCCUCAAAAGAGAUUCAAGUUCAUUCAAAAUUAAUUCUUUAUUAAAUUUUUAUGCAUCUCGUGGUAAAGUGACAUUUUUAUUUACAAAACUUGGAGAAAAAGAAAUAUCUUCAACUAAAACAGGAACACCUCUUUUAAAAGGAAAUACACCUUUUAUUAGAUUAUAUCAGUCAUAUGUAUUAAAUUGGUGUAACCGUUACUUAGAUGAAAUGGUAAAAGAAAUUGAAAAAUUAAAAGUAAUAACUGGAACUUUAGAUGACGUUGAUAUCAGUCAAGAUAAUAAUAGAGAGUUUAUGAAAAAUUUUGGAAAGUCUCUUGUUAAGAAUCUAUCAUACUUAACUUCUCAUCAAAGAAGAAUUAUUAAAGAAUUAUGUUCUUAUAGAGCUAUUUCUCAUGAUCAACAAAUAAUCAAACAAGUAUUUUCUUCAUUAUUUUUCCUAAGGUAUUGUUUUCUUCCUUUGGUUAAAUAUCCUUCUUUAUUAAAAAUACUUCAAAAAGGAGUUUCUGAAUGGAUUUUUGAAAGAACAACAUUUCAUAGAAUACCAGAAGAUCCUAUGCUUGAUUUAAAAAAUGUUCUUGAUACUAUCUUUGAAUUUAUUAUGGAAUAUCCUAAUAGUCUUGAAGUAGGAAUGAUAAAUAAAGAUAAACAAGAAGAGUCUUUGUGUAACUUGCUUUUAAUUCUAAAAGAUAAUUUAAAUAUAUUAAGUGCUUAUUAUGCUGAUGGAUUUGGAGAAAUAUUUUCUCUUGUGAAAGGAAAUCAAUACAUAGGCACUUCAACAAGUAUGUCAUAUGCUUUAGAUGAAAUAAAAGAAUGGACAGUAACCAAGUUAGAGACAAUGGCUCAAUUGAACUUUGAACUUAAAAUGAAAGUUCAACAAAUGAGAGAAAUAAAUGAGAAAAUCAAGCAAAGAAUUGUCUUGACUUCAUCACUUUUUUCUCAAUAA